AAUAAAUGCACAGUAAAGAAAAAAAUUGGUAUAAAUAAAAAAUAAAUAACAGGUGGGGUAAUUAGAUAUAAUGAACAUAGACAUGAUCAAAACCAUUAAACACACAGCAGCAUAAAUUAAAGUAUUUUAUUUAUCUUGUUACAAUUUUGACUUUUACCCUAAUUUUCCGUAUUCUUGUUUCCUCACCUAGACUCUAGGUUCAUCCAUUAGCACAAUGUCUGUCUUCAAUAGUUCUGCCUUAUACCCUCGCUUCCUCCUAAUGGGCCUCUCAGGCCUUGAAAGCAGAUAUGACUUGAUUUCCCUCCCCAUCUUCUUGAUUUAUGCCACCUCAAUUGCCGGGAACAUUACCAUCCUCUUCAUUAUCAGAACUGAGUCUUCCCUCCAUCAACCAAUGUAUUACUUUCUGUCAAUGCUGGCAUUCACUGACCUGGGCCUAUCUACCACUACCUUGCCUACCAUGUUCAGUGUCUUCUGGUUCCAUGUGCAGGAGAUCUCCUUCAAUGCUUGUCUGGUCCAAAUGUACUGCAUUCACGUUUUCUCAAUUAUCGAGUCAGCUGUACUCUUGGCUAUGGCCUUUGACCGCUUUAUAGCAAUCCGAGAACCCUUGCGCUAUGCAGCCAUCCUAACCAAUGAUGUAAUCAUUGGGAUUGGGUUGGCAAUUGCUGGAAGGGCCUUGGCUCUGGUCUUUCCAGCUUCCUUCCUCUUGAAGAAGCUUCAAUAUCAUGAUGUCAAUAUUCUGUCCUACCCUUUCUGCCUGCACCAGGACCUCAUAAAGACACCUGUAUCCAACCGUCAAGUCAGCAGCAUCUAUGGCCUCAUGGUGGUCAUCUGUUCCAUGGGACUUGAUUCAGUGCUUCUCCUCCUAUCCUAUGUCCUCAUCCUGGGCACAGUGUUGAGUAUAGCCUCCAAGGCAGAGAGAGUGAGAGCCCUCAAUACUUGCAUCUCCCACAUCUGUGCUGUACUCACCUUCUAUACACCAAUGAUUGGGCUAUCUAUGAUCCACCGCUAUGGACAGAAUGCUUCCCCAAUUGUCCAUGUGCUGAUGGCCAAUGUCUACUUGCUGGUUCCACCUCUCAUGAACCCCAUUGUCUACAGUGUUAAGACCAAGCAGAUUCGUGACAGAAUCCUCAAGAAAUUCAAGAAACACGAAGCGUAGAUGACAGA
Messenger RNA from Chlorocebus sabaeus (green monkey), 1164 nucleotides. RefSeq names its product olfactory receptor 51G2-like. Gene Ontology annotation, molecular function: olfactory receptor activity; G protein-coupled receptor activity. Gene Ontology annotation, cellular component: plasma membrane. The record is from RefSeq and is a predicted model, not a curated record. Lineage: Eukaryota; Metazoa; Chordata; Mammalia; Primates; Cercopithecidae. Gene Ontology annotation, biological process: G protein-coupled receptor signaling pathway.